Messenger RNA from Paramecium octaurelia, 543 nucleotides. Lineage: Eukaryota; Ciliophora; Oligohymenophorea; Peniculida; Parameciidae. The record is from the annotation of a GenBank genome assembly.
AUGCAUAAUAUCUAAAUUAUUAUAGUCAUUCAUAUUAUCUCUGUGCAUCCCACUAUUUAAACUAACCCCUCAAUCAAGAUUUUUAAAGACCUUAAAUUAAUCUAAUUUAAGAACAUAUAAAUAGAUUUAUUUUUAUUAGAAAAUCAACUAUUUUUCUCUAAAGACCAUCCUAUUAAGAAACUCAUAAAGCCACAAAUCAACAAUAUUAUCACUCUUUAUCAAUUUUCAAUCUGCAUAAAUAUCGAAUAACAAAUGAAUAGAAUAAAAGUUGGAAACCUGUUUUAAAAAAUUUAAACUUCUCUUGCAAAUAAAAUUAAUUUAAUCACUAUACUUUUAGCAAUUCAUCAAUUAAAUAGUAAAUCAACAUCUGAUGAAACUGAGCGGUAAUAAUAGGUCAUUGUUGAUUAAAUCAAUAGGCAAUAUUUAAAUUUACUGUUAGGCAAAAUAUCUAAACUGGUAGAGUAUAAGGGUUUAUUUUCUUUUAUGGAUAAUCUUAAACGUUAGGACUCAUUGAUUAUUCUAAAUUAGGAGAAAUUUGAUUGA